Molecule: messenger RNA, 318 nt
Organism: Ilex paraguariensis (yerba mate)
Lineage: Eukaryota; Viridiplantae; Streptophyta; Magnoliopsida; Aquifoliales; Aquifoliaceae
Source: the annotation of a GenBank genome assembly
AUGAUGGUGAGUUUAGGGGAAUUGCACAUCAGAGGGUACUCAAACCAGGGAGAUGAUCGCUCAUACACCUUCUUGUACCUUGGAAGCUACUGGGGGGAAUCUAUUUAUGUUCAGACUUCAGAGUGGUGGGGAGGGGGAAAAAUUGAAGUUAGGGUUGGGUCAGUGUGGUUCUGGUCUGGGAAGGGUUUGGGCAAUGCUUUUUCUGAUGAACAGGAGUCAGUGGGGAGGGCUGGGGGCUAUCUGAUCAGAUGGUUACUGCAGAUAGCUGGGAAGUUCCAAUUCAGUCCCUGUGGGCGUCGCGCAAGGAGGUUACUGUGA